Messenger RNA from Eutrema salsugineum, 1408 nucleotides. Its product is annotated as GDSL esterase/lipase LTL1. The coding region runs from base 55 to 1155 and encodes 366 amino acids. Lineage: Eukaryota; Viridiplantae; Streptophyta; Magnoliopsida; Brassicales; Brassicaceae. Gene Ontology annotation, molecular function: hydrolase activity, acting on ester bonds. The record is from RefSeq and is a predicted model, not a curated record. The transcript has 5 exons.
CAAUUUAAAACCUUUCUCCCCAUUCGUCAUCUAGUCCCUUCUCAGUCCAUAACUAUGGAUAUCAAUUAUUCUCCGUUAGGUUUUCUAAUUUCACUCUUCUUCAUUGUUACUUUUCUUGCACCACAAGUCAAAUCUAGGGCUUUCUUUGUCUUUGGUGACUCUCUCGUCGACAAUGGAAACAACGAUUACCUUGUCACCACUGCUCGCGCCGACAACUACCCAUAUGGUAUCGAUUACCCGACCCGUCGACCCACCGGUCGUUUCUCUAACGGCCUUAACAUUCCUGAUAUUAUCAGCGAGGCCAUAGGCAUGCCGUCGACUUUGCCGUACCUCAGCCCGCAGCUCACCGGCGAAAAUCUUCUCGUCGGAGCUAAUUUCGCCUCCGCCGGAAUUGGAAUUCUCAAUGACACUGGAAUUCAGUUCGUAAACAUAAUUAGAAUAUCUAAACAGUUCGAAUACUUCCAACAGUACCAGCAACGAGUGAGCGCAUUGAUCGGACCAGAGGCUACACAACAGCUGGUUAACCAAGCUCUUGUUCUAAUCACACUUGGUGGCAACGAUUUCGUCAACAACUAUUAUCUCAUUCCUUUUUCUGCUCGUUCUCGCCAAUUCGCGUUACCCGAUUACGUUGUUUAUCUCAUUUCCGAAUACGCAAAGAUCCUUAGGAAACUCUACGAGUUGGGUGCAAGACGGGUUCUAGUAACCGGAACUGGUGCGAUGGGAUGUGCACCCGCGGAACUGGCUCAGCAUAGCCGCAAUGGCGAGUGCUAUGGAGCCCUCCAAACAGCAGCUGCUUUAUUCAAUCCACGAUUAGUUGAUUUGAUCGCAUCAGUCAAUGCUGAGAUUGGCCAGGACGUUUUUAUAGCAGCUAAUGCUUAUCAAAUGAACAUGGAUUAUUUAUCUAACCCAGAACAAUUCGGGUUUGUGACAUCGAAGGUGGCAUGUUGUGGACAAGGACCGUACAAUGGUAUAGGACUAUGCACACCAAUCUCGAACCUGUGUCCGAACAGAGACUUAUAUGCGUUUUGGGAUGCGUUUCAUCCGACAGAAAAAGCCAAUAGGAUUAUCGUUAAUCAAAUCCUCUCUGGUUCCUCCAAGUAUAUGCACCCUAUGAACCUAAGCACCGUCAUGCUCUUGGAUUCUUCUAGAGUCUAAUUUAAGUGAUUUAUUUCAACUAAAUUUCAAGAUCUCGUCUUUUAAGUAGUUUGUAUUGUUGAUUAAAAGUUUGAUCAGCAUCAUUAGUUUAAUUAAGAGUUUUUUUCUUGUCUGUGAUGUCGUUUGAUGCCUUUGCUUGUUGUAUCUUGAUUAGAUUAGUUUAUUUUAAUUUCUUAUGUGUGUGUGCCAAUUAUCAUGUAAUAUUUGGAAUGGUUGCUAUAUGGUUUUAUUUUGUACUCGAGAUGAUUGAUUA